Messenger RNA from Haplochromis burtoni (Burton's mouthbrooder), 4724 nucleotides. It is a transcript of the gene fgfr4, whose product is annotated as fibroblast growth factor receptor 4. Gene Ontology annotation, cellular component: signaling receptor complex. Gene Ontology annotation, biological process: multicellular organism development; cell surface receptor protein tyrosine kinase signaling pathway; positive regulation of ERK1 and ERK2 cascade. The transcript is spliced from 21 exons. The record is from RefSeq and is a predicted model, not a curated record. Gene Ontology annotation, molecular function: ATP binding; fibroblast growth factor binding; fibroblast growth factor receptor activity. Lineage: Eukaryota; Metazoa; Chordata; Actinopteri; Cichliformes; Cichlidae. Bases 840 to 3677 code for a protein of 945 amino acids.
GACCAUUGUUGUUGUGACUGCCGUCCAGAGAGCAGCAGGGUGCUGUACGAGGGCUGGUGUGUGAAGGUCGCAGUCGCUCGCUCCUCUCUCUCUCAGCAGUUGAACGAAACAGGACUGUGGAGGGAGGCUGAGCCCCACAUUUGAUCAGCAGAGCUUAUUGGGAAUUACACACUGAGCAGUGGAACUUGAAGAAGCGCUGCGUAAAGACGCGCGUAUCCAAAACGGUGUUGCAGUGUAACCAAGAAGGGACUCUGAACUACGGGGCACGGGUUUUUUUUGUUUGUUUUUGUUUUGUACCCGUCUCUAUAAAUCGGAUCAUUUUCAGCAUUUUCAUACAACUCUUACUCGUAAGUUCCUCGCUCCCUGACUGUUUUUCUUUAUCUCCGUGGAUUUAGCCUUCUGAGCGGCAGCCUGCAGUGGACUUUGCCCCGGGGAUCGCAACGCUUUCCCCCGGGUCACUGGAAGAGCCCGACAGCUGUCGUUCGUGUAACAGGCCACUGUUUUUUGAUGGAUUUAAGGCUCAGCUUCGAUUUUAGUCGGAUACACAUAAGCUGAAACACGCUCACAGACUGAUUUUUGGGAAGGAUACACCGGGAAAAGUGGCUCUCCAAAUGAGGAUUUCAAUAUUCGCUCGGAUCAACCGGGACAAGGAGUGAUUUCCACACCGGUGCCAAUUAUCACUGCGAGGACAGACCCAAAGCAAAGCAGGCUCCACGUUUACAGACUUUGGGGGUCUCUGAAGUUGCCAAUGCCAGCGAGUGGAGUGUGAGGCCCGGAAUAGGCUUCCAACGUUUAAUUUUCCCUUUUAGCCCACAAAACACGCACGUCACCCACAGAAGAUGACGCGGGUCUGCUUGUUCUGUAUUCUGCUGCUCUGUUUGGUGGUCAGAGUCACGGCCAGAACCACCGAUGGCUUAAGAAUAAAAGAUCUUCGGGUCACUAGGCCUCUGAUAGUUCCAGGUUACCCAGAAAACACCACAGCAGUGGUUGGUGGUCAGGCAAAGUUGAUGUGUAAAGUCCACAGACCAGGAAGCACAAAGGUGCAGUGGCUGAAGGUGAAUGUCAGCGAACCAGGUCAGAACCAGGGAGGACCCCCUGGCCUCAGGGCUCUGACGCCCCUGCAGAACAUAUCAUCCAAGGUGAAUACUCUCCAUCUGUCCAACAUCACUGUGGAGGAUGCUGGCGAGUACAUCUGCAUGGCUGAGAACACCCAUGCGGGACAGACAGUGCAGGCCAUGCAGUCAGCAUGGCUGGAGGUCCUGCCUGGGAUUAUCAUUUCCCAAACUGAGGACAUGCCUGCUACUAAAAUUCCCUCAGAUGUUCUCGAGGACUUGAGUGAGGACACCACAGAGCAUCUCCUGUUAGAGCCAGGCAACGUCCUAAAACUGCGCUGUGACAUGAGCACCCGGCCCGGCAUGGCUGUAAACUGGUACAAGGAGGGUGCACGUGUUCUGCCCACACCCCGGAUCCAGAUGCGAGGCGCCAUCAUGGAAAUCACAGACGUAACAUAUGAAGAUUCAGGUGUUUAUGUUUGUGUUCUCCGGGGAUCCAAAGAGCCUGUGAGGAACUUCACUAUCACUGUGGCAGACUCGCUGGGAUCUGGGGACGACGAUGAGGACAACGACUUGGAGGAUUCUUCAGCUGAGAUUGAAAAUGACCAAGUUUACUUCUACAGAGGACCGUAUUGGACACAUCCCCAGCGUAUGGAGAAGAAACUCUAUGCUGUUCCUGCAGGAAACACAGUGAAGUUUCGUUGUCCAGCUAUGGGUAGCCCCAUGCCGAGCAUCCGCUGGCUCAAAAAUGGACGCGAAUUUAGAGGAGAGCAUCGCAUUGGAGGCAUCAAGCUACGACACCAGCACUGGAGCCUGGUGAUGGAAAGUGUUGUGCCCUCAGACAGAGGAAACUAUACCUGUGUGGUAGAGAACAAAUAUGGCUCCAUCAGUCACAGCUAUGUUCUUGAUGUUCUGGAGCGUUCACCCCACAGGCCGAUCCUGCAGGCAGGUUUGCCAGCCAACACCACAGCAGUGGUAGGCAGUGACGUCCAGUUCCACUGCAAGGUCUACAGUGACGCCCAACCUCACAUUCAGUGGCUCAAGCACAUCGAAAGGAACGGCAGACGCUAUGGUCCUGACGGGACCCCCUACGUUCAGGUCCUCAAGACUGGCAGUCUGAACAUGUCCGAGGUGGAGGUCCUCUACCUGUCCAAAGUUACCAUGGAGGAUGCUGGAGAGUACACCUGUCUGGCUGGAAAUUCAAUUGGCUAUGCCCACCAGUCUGCCUGGCUCACUGUCAUUUCAGAGGAAGAAGCAGCAGAUGCUAUGGAAACAAUGGAAACCAAAUAUAGCGACAUAAUUAUCUAUGCUUGUGGAUUCCUGGCUCUGAUCAUGGCCAUUGUCAUCGUGGUGUUGUGCCGAAUGCAGGUCAACCCCAGAAGGGAGCCAUUUGAUGCACUCCCAGUGCAGAAGCUUUCCAAGUUCCCUCUUCGCAGACAGUACUCAGUGGAGUCCAACUCGUCAGGGAAGUCCAGCGCAUCUCUGAUGAGGGUGGCUCGCCUGUCUUCCAGCUGUUCACCAAUGUUGGCUGGAGUCAUGGAGUUUGAGUUGCCCUAUGACCCAGACUGGGAGUUCCCCAGGGAGAAUCUAACAUUGGGUAAACCUCUAGGAGAAGGCUGCUUUGGUCAGGUGGUCAGAGCUGAAGCCUACGGCAUCAACAAGGACUGUCCAGAACAAGCCACUACUGUAGCAGUCAAGAUGCUCAAAGAUGACGCCACAGACAAAGAUCUGGCAGACCUCAUCUCAGAGAUGGAGUUGAUGAAGGUGAUGGACAAGCACAAGAACAUUAUCAACCUGCUGGGAGUCUGUACACAGGAUGGCCCUCUGUAUGUGCUGGUGGAGUAUGCUUCCAAAGGAAGUCUGAGGGAGUACCUGCGAGCCCGACGACCUCCAGGCAUGGAUUACACCUUUGAUGUGACUAAGGUGCCUGAAGAGCAGCUCACCUUUAAAGACCUGCUGUCCUGUGCCUACCAGGUGGCUAGAGGGAUGGAGUACCUGGCCUCUAAAAGAUGCAUCCACAGAGAUUUGGCAGCCAGGAAUGUUCUGGUGACCGAGGACAAUGUGAUGAAGAUUGCUGACUUUGGCCUGGCCAGAGGAGUCCACCAGAUUGACUACUACAAGAAAACCACCAAUGGACGACUACCAGUGAAGUGGAUGGCACCAGAAGCUUUGUUUGACAGAGUCUACACUCACCAGAGUGAUGUGUGGUCAUUUGGUGUAUUGAUGUGGGAAAUAUUCACACUGGGCGGUUCACCGUACCCUGGUAUCCCUGUUGAGGAACUUUUUAAGCUGCUGAAGGAAGGACAUCGCAUGGACAAACCAUCAAACUGCACACACGAACUCUAUAUGAUGAUGCGUGAAUGCUGGCAUGCUGUUCCCACCCAGAGACCAACCUUCAAACAGCUGGUUGAGGAACUGGACAGGGUGCUCCUGUCCAUUUCUGACGAGUACUUGGAUCUGUCAACGCCUUUUGAACAAUACUCUCCUUCAUGCGAGGACACAUCCAGCUCCUGCUCCUCUGACAACGACUCAGUUUUUACCCAUGAUGCCUUAUCCACCGACCCCUGCCUCUUGGGCUACCAGGACGUGCACUCUCGGAUAGACACGAAGACGGCUCUUCGAUAGGCGCACGAACACCACACACGUACAAACACAACACUACAGUUGGGAAACACUACUUUGGGCUUUUGAAUGAAGUAACAUCCUCUGGCUACCAAACUGAAGGACUGCUGCUCCUUUCUAAAGGUAAAUUAAAGAUUUAUUCAUGCGAUGUUGUUCAUUGGACCUCCACUAUGGCAUCCGACAAAGCCCUGGAAUAUAGAUAGCAUUUGUAAACACACGUACACACACAAAUACAUGCACAGCCACACACCUCUGCACAUGGAGCACCAAGGACACUACGCUUGACACCAAGGUGGAGUUUUGAAGUGUUACAUCAUGGACAGAAGAAAGGAGGACAAACCAAUCAUGGUACUUUGGACUAUCAGUUGUGGAACAGUGCCCAAGAACAGUUUUAGCUUUGGAGGCAUAAAACUCAACAGAAGUGACCCUGGUACUUGAAAUGCCUUUAAGUGCUUUCUCUCUUUUAAGGCAGCAGACAAAGAUCUCCUCCACAAACUCGACCCACAACCAGGGCUGGAAAACCUCGGUCAUAAAGACAUUUUGACAAAAACAAAAAAACAAAAGAUUUAUUUUGCUAUCAUAGAAGAUAAGAAACUGAUUGUUAAAUAUAAAUCUGUUUAUAUAAGAUUAUAUUACUUUUGUGUUGCUUAUUUAAGGAGAAAACAGUCUUAAAUCUCAGGAUCUCUCAUGCUAAGAAGUUGCUGUAGUGGCAGCAAAGUGCCUGAAUCGAUGAUUUCCUGUGAAUAUAUUAGAAUAUUAAACUAUUGUUAUGUACAUAUCAACAACAGAAAGACAAUUGCCUUUUAUAAAUUAUUCUGAAUGACACAACAAGUGAAGGCUAUUGGGGGCAAAAGAAGAGAGGAAUUUAAUCAAGUGCCAAACCUGUCAUGUCGUGGGCUAUCUAUUUCUUUCCAAAAUACCAGCGUAUUCAUAUUUAUCUCCAACAGCAUCCCUAAAUCUAAAAAUGCAGAUCUUAUUUUGAAUUAUGACUGAUUGACUGAGACAUGAAAAAUCCAUUAACAAUUAAAGCCUUAAGUGCUUUUGUGGCAA